CAGGAGUCAUCUACGGGCUCUGGUUCUUCUAUGAGAACGAGUGUUGUCGGAUGGCGUCCCUGCUAGAGAGCCUGUGUCAGUCGCCGGCUGGCGGCGGCGCCGGCGGUGGCGCCUCCAAGAAUGCCCCGAUCGACCUCCUCACACUCUUCCGCAGCGCCUCUGGGCCGCAGCAGUCACAAUCUCAGCCUGCUCAGCAGCAGCAGCAACAGCAACAGCAACAGCAACAGCAACAGCAACUACAACAACAACAGCAACAGCAGCAAACGUCGGCGGUGGCCACGGGCACCGGCAGCCGACCAGAUACUCCACAGAGAGCCGACGAGAAGCAUGGACAAAUCACCAUAGCGGACCUCUUCGCCAAGGCGUCCAAAACGGGACAGGUGCUGAUUGGCAAACAGACGGUGCGCUCCAUCUCGGUGUCGGAGGUGGAGGACGCCAUGCCAGACUUGGGCGGUCGGCCUCGGCCCGCCCUCCAGCAGCCACCCACGAUCUCCGCCUGCCCGCCGCCAGACGCGGCGGCCGUGCCGCCGGUGCGCGAGACCGAAGCCAAGGACGUGAACCGCAUCCAGGAGCUGUUCAGAGGCAGCCUGCAGCUGGGCGCCGCCGAGGCGGCUCCGGCCCCGGCCCAGGCCUCGGCUCCGGCCCCGGCCCCGGCCCCGGCCCCGGCUGCGGCCCCAGCUGCAGCGCCGACCGCGGCUCCGGGAUCUGCUUUAGUCCCUGACCCGACGCCGGCGUCCGGGACUAUCUCGCUGAUGUCGCCGAUGAUGUUCUCGGCGCUGGUGCCGCCGCCUGCCGUCGAGCUGGGAGGCUCUGGUGCGGCCGGUGACCGCGCGGUGCUGGGCGGCGCCACGGCGCCCUCCCCGCUGCUGGGCGAGCGGGUCCGCAAUGGGGACGGCGAUCUGACGGAGGUCACGCCGCUCACCAAGCGCCAGCUGACGCAGGCUUUCAACUAUCUGCUAAAGAACGACGACGCGUUCAUCGCCAAGCUGCACGACGCGUAUGUGAAGUCGCUGACGGAGAGCUUCAGGAAGAGCUGAUCUGGCUGUGCCCUGUACCUGACUCGUGUGCGCUGCUGUGUUUGUGUCGCCCGCGGAGCCGCCGCCACGCCACGUGGCCCGGCGGCUCCGCGGCCCCGCCGGCGCCCCGCAAGCUGUAGCCGCCGGACUGCCCGCGGCGGGACCGUUUUAGCGGGCAGUGCGGACGGUUUUACGUGGGCCCCGGCCGCCGCGAGGGUUUUGAUAGCGUUUUAGCGGAGGACAGCGGCCGCCGCGGACACGACGGCGGAUGCCGCUCCGGAGUAGAGCUAUUUAUUUCCGGCUGUGGCUCGCGGUCUCGUGCGUGUAACUGUCGUGCUGUGUCGCGAAGCGCGGAAUAAAGAACCCGCGCCUGC
Molecule: messenger RNA, 1390 nt
Organism: Pollicipes pollicipes
Lineage: Eukaryota; Metazoa; Arthropoda; Thecostraca; Pollicipedomorpha; Pollicipedidae
Product: skin secretory protein xP2
Exons: 6
Coding region: 51-1037 (328 amino acids)
Source: RefSeq, a predicted model, not a curated record